Messenger RNA from Cuculus canorus (common cuckoo), 3728 nucleotides. RefSeq names its product metaxin 3 (gene MTX3). Gene Ontology annotation, cellular component: SAM complex. The transcript is spliced from 9 exons. The coding region runs from base 71 to 973 and encodes 300 amino acids. NCBI's taxonomy places the organism in Eukaryota, Metazoa, Chordata, Aves, Cuculiformes, Cuculidae. Gene Ontology annotation, biological process: mitochondrion organization. The record is from RefSeq and is a predicted model, not a curated record.
GGGCUCCCCGCCCCCCCUCCUUCCCCGCCGGGGAGGGCGGUGCUCAGGCCGAGGGAGCCGCGCGGACAAGAUGGCGGCGCCCAUGGAGCUGAGCUGCUGGGGGGGCGACUGGGGGCUGCCGUCCCUGCACCCGGAGUCGCUCACCGUCAUGGCUUACGCCAAAUUUUCUGGUGCUCCCCUGACAGUGAAUACUAUAAAUAACUCUUGGAGAGCUCCAAAAGGAGAUGUACCAGUCCUGAUAUCAGAAGACACUGUUGUUUCUCAGCCAGCAAAAAUACUAAACUUUUUAAGAAAGCAGAAAUAUAAUGCUGAUUAUCAGUUGUCUGCAAAACAAGGAGCGGAUACUCUGGCGUAUAUUGCACUACUUGAAGAGAAACUGCUUCCUGCCCUGUUGCACACUUUCUGGAUUGAGGCUGAAAAUUACUGCAGUGUGACAAAGCCAUGGUUUGCCUCAAGGAUUGCCUUCCCCCUGAGUUUGUAUCUGCCUGGAAAGAUGUCCAGGGAAGCACUGAACAGGAUCAUGCUAACCAGGGGAGGGCCUCCGCUCUUCAGUGUGACUGAAGUGGAAGCACAGAUAUACAGAGAUGCCAAGGAGUGCCUAAAUCUCCUGUCGAACAGAUUGGGAACAUCUCAGUUUUUCUUUGGAGAUACGCCUACCACCUUGGAUGCCUUUGUGUUUGGUUUUCUUGCACCAAUUUAUAAAGUGUGCUUCCCCAGAGUGCAAUUACAAGAGCAUUUGAAACAGCUUCCUAAUCUGUGUCGAUUCUGUGAUGAUAUUUUAAAUUGCUACUUCAGGUUAACUGUCUCAGGCCAUUCUCCGGCUGGACAGGAUACAGCAGAUGCUAAUCUGCGGAAACUCACACAGCUUGUAAAUAAGGAAUCCAACUUGAUUGAAAAGAUCCGGCUCUCAUUAUUUCUCUGCAGAUGGACGACAACCUUCGUAAGAGUCCUCAGCAUCCUCCUCGAAAGCUGACAACUCUCAAGCUUGCUGCAGGUGGAGAAGAAAGCAGUCCAUUGAAUCGUUUGUCACCUUGACAGGUUCUGUUGUCCAUACAUGUGUGUUUGCCUUCAACUCUUCUGAGCGCCACAGAACAUUUUUUUUUUUUUUUCACGAGUCUUGUUUUGCAAGGAAAGAAUCUGCUAACGGGUACAAGUAGGGAAGAAAUAUAGCUUUACGAUCUCCUGUCUGCUAAUUCUUUUAAGAAAUUGCAUAGUUCAGGAUGGGCACACACUAAGCUAAGGCUAAAAUAAACAAAAAGCUUGUUCCUGGAGAUGUUAAAGUAACUUUGUACAGCAUAUUUUUUAACUUUAGCCUAGCAGAAAUGUUGACCAAAAGUUAUAAUUCCACUUGUGGAAUAUUCACUUUUAUUUUACUUUGUGGCUUUUGAUUUUACUCUGUUCAUGUUACUGUAUGUUAGUGUGUAUACUCUUGUAUCUUUAUGAAAGUUACAAAUCCAGUUGCAAAAUUGUGAAAAGACUGGGGAAAAAAUGAGAUGUUGCCUUUCAUAGCAGCUGAGAAAUGAAAAAUAUUGAGAGGAAGUAUUUUCUUUAUUUUCAUGAGAACUCAUGGGUCUUGUGUUUUAAGGUUGUUCAUGUUUUUGAAAGCUUGUCAUGUUUUAUUUUAAGGGGGAUUGUGGAAAAGUGUGUGUAUUGUAGGUAGUACAACAAUGUGGGAUACCAAUAUUUCACAGGCACCUGGCCUUAGUUCUGUGUGAAACAGGCUUAACCUGUGUGCAGGGUAAUAUCAUAUGCUGCAAAACUGUUAAGUCAAAAUCACAGGGGACUGGUAGUGAGAUGAAGAGGAUUGAUAAGCUCCUGUCAGUUCAAGAGACAUGACUACAAAUAUACUGCAGUUCUCAGCUGGAAGGAACUGGUUAGAGUCCUAUAAGAAAGCUGAUGUAGGCUUUUACCUAUGGCACCUAUGCCUUUGAAUUGGUUUUAUCUUUUUUUUUUUAAUAAGCACUACAGGAUCUGAACAGGCUGGACCGCUGUGCUGAGACCAGUGGUAUGAGGUUUAACAAGGCCAAGUGCCAGGUAUUGCACUUGAGACACAACAACCCUAUGCAGUGCUACAGACCAGGGGAAGAGUGGCUAGAAAGCUGCCUGGAGGAGAAGGACCUGGAGGUGUUGGUUGACAGUUGGCUGAACGUGAGCCAGCAGUGUGCCCAGGUGGCCAAGGAGGCCAAUGGCAUCUUGGCUUGUAUCAGGAAUGGCGUGGCCAGCAGAACCAGGGAGGUUUUUCUGCCCCUGUACUUGGCACUGGUGAGGCCGCAAUUCGAACCCUGUGUUCAGAUCUGGACGCUCGCUACAAGAAGAAUGUUGAGGCUCUGGAGCGUGUCCAGAGAAGAGCAACAAAGCUGGUGAAGGGGCUGGAGAACAAGACUUAGGAGGAGCAGCUGAGGGAACUGGGGUUGUUUAGCCUUGAGAAGAGGAGGCUGAGGGGAGACAUUAUUGCUCUCUACAGCUACCUAAAAGGAGAUUGUAGAGAGGAGGGAGCUGGCCUCUUCUCCCAAGUGACAGGUGACAGGACAAGGGGAAAUGGCCUCAAGCUGCACCAGGGUAAGUUCAGAAUGGACAUCAGGAAAAAAAUUUUCACCAAUAGGGUCAUUGGGCAUGGGCAGAGGCUGCCUGGGAGGUGGUGGAGUCCCCAUCCAUGGAGUUUUAAUUUAAAAGAUGAGUAGACUAGGUACUCAAGGACAUGAUUUAAUGGUAGAUAGGAAUGGUUGGACUCGAUGAUCGAAGAGGUCUUUUCCAACCUAGUCAUUCUAUGAAUCUAUGAUUCAAAAAUUAAAUUAAAAUCUGUCCAAAUUUUUAUUGUUUGACAGUGUAGUUCAGAAUUCUUUUAUCUGUGCAGACUGUAAGACAUUGCAGUGCAUAUUUCUUCUGUUUAAUUACAGGACUUGGUUCUCAUUGCAUUUCUUUCAGCAGCAGCCUUGCCAGUUCUAGAGACUCAGGCAAUUCUAUUACAAGAGAGAUGAUGUAAUUUUCUACUGGCAACUUGCUGGCACAUGCUUCAUGAGUGCUUGUGAAGGAGAUUGGCCAAAGUGUCAGCACUUGGGGAUACAUAAUUCUAGUAGCUGUAUGUAUGGAAUGAGUGUUCUGUUUUUGUACCUUUUCUGCAAAUUGAAAUAAUCCUUCAGCCUCCCUUCAACUACUAGUCAUGUUUGAGACAUAAUAAGUUAUUUCCUAUUUAUAAAGACGAGACUGUAGAUUGUGUACAUACUGUACUUUCAGACUCAAUGUAAGGAAUGUAAUCUCUCUAACAUUUCUUAAUUAUAAAUGAAAUGUUUGGUUUCUAAUGAGCACUUUAAAAUAAUGUUUAAGCUUCAUGCUCUUACUACAGUAUUUGUUUCAGUGAUUUGAAAUUAAUCUAGGUUAUAUUCAUGAUAAUUGUAUGAAUUGACAGUCCACAACAUGUAAAAGUCAGUCAUAUGUUUAAAGUUUUUACUGCCUCUAUCUUGACAAAGUUUAAAUGAGAUCAAGUCACAUGGCUUUUUGAUGUUUGUAAACAUGGCUAUGGAGAAUAUGCCUUAGUUUGUUGCUUCUGUGAAGAGGUACACUAAAUCUUUAAGAUCACUUUGUUGAAAGGUCAUUGUUCCAAAAUUAAAAUUCUGGAUUUUUAGUGGAGUUUUGUUAGUGUUUUUUAUGGAGAUCACGUCAGAUUUUUUUUAACAUUUUUCCUUUUAAGGUUUGUAUUGUCUCUUAAAGCGAAAUAAAACCUGGUGGCU